Molecule: messenger RNA, 810 nt
Organism: Talaromyces rugulosus
Lineage: Eukaryota; Fungi; Ascomycota; Eurotiomycetes; Eurotiales; Trichocomaceae
Exons: 4
Coding region: 1-810 (269 amino acids)
Source: RefSeq, a predicted model, not a curated record
AUGGCCGGACGAGGAUAUGAGCGCCCGGAGCGCCACAAUGAAUACUUUAUUUCCGGAGACGGUAUCAGCCGGGAGGUUAUUCAGGCCGAUAUUUGCAGAUACCUAGGAAACGAUGCACUCGUAAAACCUGGAUCACAUCAAGGCCGCCAAGGCUACUUAAUCCGUGCUUAUCGGAAUUUGACUUCUGAAAUGAUUACCGACUUGAAAGCCGACUCGGCUCGAUGGGAACAAGAAGUUGCACGCAGAGCUGACAUGGGAUACUCAAGAGCGAGCUACGCUUCGUCGUCAAUCCAUGAAAUGCGUCAACAACAACAAGGAGGAGGAGGAGGAGGAGGCCCAUCGCCAGCAACAUUCAACCCGCCACCUAAUCAAUACAUGGAUCCCUACCCACAACAGCCUCAAUAUGGCGGCGGACACCAGCCGCCGCAUUAUGGAACACCCGCUUACACUAGCUCACAAUCCCCUGGCUUCCCUCAGAAUGCGUAUGCAUCACCUCCCCAGCAGGGUCCUUACUCUGGGCAAAACCCUCCGCCUAUAUCGGCCCCGGAUUCCCACCCUGCAUACACUUAUACUGGUCAACCUAACUACCCCUUUGAAGGGAGAAACGCGGCACCUCGUUACCCGGGUCCCGGUUAUGAAAAUGAAUCGGAUUAUCCCAACGUGACAUCCGGCAUGGGCUACCCUCCUGUUACCACAGCCUCGGGCGCACCAAUGGAAACCAGAUAUACCCCAGAGGCGUAUCCCGAGCAGCACAGACCCGGAGCCAACCGGCCACAGCAGAACAGAGACCCUCACCGAAGGCCUCGUUAG